Messenger RNA from Pristis pectinata (smalltooth sawfish), 2217 nucleotides. It is a transcript of the gene suclg2, whose product is annotated as succinate-CoA ligase GDP-forming subunit beta. Gene Ontology annotation, molecular function: ATP binding; succinate-CoA ligase (GDP-forming) activity. Gene Ontology annotation, cellular component: mitochondrion; succinate-CoA ligase complex. Lineage: Eukaryota; Metazoa; Chordata; Chondrichthyes; Rhinopristiformes; Pristidae. Gene Ontology annotation, biological process: succinyl-CoA metabolic process; tricarboxylic acid cycle. The record is from RefSeq and is a predicted model, not a curated record. The transcript is spliced from 11 exons. The coding region runs from base 186 to 1478 and encodes 430 amino acids.
UUGGUGCCCAUUGAGAAGAGACUGUGGGGCCGGUGAGAACUGCCAUUGUAAAUGGCUUGUGGGCGAUCUGUGCUGGGAGUCGGCCCCUGUGGCUAGCCGAGAAGAGGAGGGGCAGGCCCCGGCCCCAGUCCCAGCCUCGGCCUCACGCAGCUGCUCAACUCCCCUCCCACCCUCAUCCCGGCAGCAUGGCGGCCUCCCUCACACUACACGCAGCGAGGACGCUGAGGACAUCGACGGGACGCGCCGCUCGGCACACACGCCAGGUGGUCCGAUUAAUCCCUGUGAGAUGGUUGAAUCUUCAAGAAUACCAGAGCAAAAAAAUCAUGGCAGAUCACGGUGUCACAGUUCAGCGAUUCUUUGUCGCUGAAAACUCACAAGAUGCUCUCAAUGCUGCUAAGAGACUGAAGGCAAAAGAAAUUGUUUUAAAAGCUCAAAUCCUGGCUGGUGGCAGAGGAAAGGGCAGCUUCACCAGUGGACUGAAGGGAGGAGUUCAUUUAACCAAAACCCCUGAUGAUGUUGGCCAGCUGGCAAAGCAAAUGCUUGGGUACAACCUCGUUACAAAGCAGACCACAAAAGAAGGUGUCAAAGUUAGCAAGGUCAUGGUGGCAGAGGCCCUGGAUAUUGCCAGAGAAACUUAUUUAGCCAUACUGAUGGACAGAGCCUGCAACGGACCGAUCAUGGUUGGAAGCCCCCAGGGAGGAAUGGACAUCGAAGAAGUAGCGGCCACCAAACCUGAGUUGAUAUUUAAGGAGGUCAUUGAUAUCUUUGAAGGGGUUAGAGAAGAUCAGGCAUUUCGAAUGGCUGCCAAUAUAGGAUUUAAAGGACCACAGCAGCAAAAGGCUGCAGAAGAGAUUCAGAAACUAUAUACUCUGUUUUUGAAAGUUGAUGCCACUCAACUAGAAGUGAAUCCCUUUGGUGAAACCCCAGAUGGGCAAGUUGUUUGCUUCGAUGCCAAGAUCAACUUUGAUGACAAUGCAGAAUUCAGACAAAAAGAAAUUUUUUCUCAGGAUGAUACAUCAGAAACCGAUCCCUUGGAAAGUGAAGCAGCAAAGUAUGAUCUUAAAUACAUUGGCAUGGAUGGAAACAUUGCUUGCUUUGUUAAUGGAGCCGGUCUUGCCAUGGCUACAUGCGAUAUCAUCGAUCUUCAUGGAGGGAAGCCAGCAAACUUUCUUGACCUGGGUGGUGGUGUACAAGAGAAUCAAGUGUACCAAGCAUUUAAGCUGCUUACUGCAGACCCAAGGGUCAAAGCAAUCCUUGUCAACAUUUUUGGCGGAAUAGUUAACUGUGCAAUCAUAGCAAAUGGUAUAACAAAGGCAUGUCGUGAACUUAAACUCGAAGUACCACUUGUUGUGAGACUUGAAGGAACCAAUGUUAAUGAAGCCAAGCGCAUCCUGAGUGAGAGUGGGCUGCCGAUUUCUUCUGCCAGCAACCUGGAAGAUGCAGCCAAGAUGGUAGUUGCCAGUGUGACUUCAAACUAGACUAAUGAAGGAAAUUUUCAAGAAAUGAAUUUUCUUUAUGUUGUACUGCUCAAUCAGCUAAUUCCACUAAUUUUGGAAUAAUAAUCUUCUGUGGUUAUUUUUCACCCAAUGCUGUGUUAGAUUUAAAGAAAUAUCAAUACAUUUAUAUAAAGUCUACUACUUUUACAGAAAAAAAGCUGUAAAUUGGGCAGAUUUUUACAAAUUUAUUGAAUUAUGUACUUCAAACAAUUCCUGCAUAUCAAUGGUUGUUAUAUCAUUUUUAUGAAAAUUAGGUUUUUCUAUUUCUGUGAAUUCUAAUGUCGUGAAAUACAAAUAGCUUUGCCCUUAAUCUUAAAAUUGAUUAAAAUGGCAAUACUGAUUUUACAGCAGUAAAACUGGUGCUGUUUUGUAAGCCUUAACCUUCCUUCAGUGCCAAGAAUACAUAUCUAUUUCCAGCUGGAAUAUACACAACUUGGCAUAAUUAAGUCAGUUGUACUGUUGACAAUGUUCCAGUGGGCAAACAAUCUUACUAAAUAUUUUUUUUUACUGUUGUCUUUGUGAAACUAUUUUAACUAUGCUAGAAAUUUACUGCCUGAGCUAUAUUGUCAUUUCAAACUUUUGUGACCCUUUUCAAGUCUACAGUACUUGAAACAACUUUGAAAGUAUCUCGGUACAGGCAAGCAAAAACUAAUUAUUUCCUCAGACCAUAUCCUGUAACAGAAAAUGUCUUCCAAAAGGUGAAUAAAAUGCUUUCAACUGU